Condylura cristata (star-nosed mole) is the source of this 896-nucleotide messenger RNA. RefSeq names its product leukemia inhibitory factor (gene LIF). The transcript is spliced from 3 exons. The record is from RefSeq and is a predicted model, not a curated record. Bases 99 to 707 code for a protein of 202 amino acids. Gene Ontology annotation, cellular component: extracellular region. Gene Ontology annotation, biological process: immune response. Lineage: Eukaryota; Metazoa; Chordata; Mammalia; Eulipotyphla; Talpidae. Gene Ontology annotation, molecular function: leukemia inhibitory factor receptor binding; cytokine activity.
AGGCUCCAGUAUAUAAGGCAAAUUCUCCAUUUGAGCAUGAGCCUCUGAAAACUGCCGGCAUCUAAGGAAUCCUCCCAGGCGGUGGAGUCCAGCCCAUAAUGAAGGUCUUGGUGGCAGGAGUUGUGCCUUUGCUGCUGGUUCUGCACUGGAAACACGGGGCUGGGAGCCCCCUCCCCAUCACCCCCAUUAACGCCACCUGUGCCACACGCCACCCAUGUCACAACAACCUCAUGAGCCAGAUCAGGAACCAACUGGCACAGCUCAAUGGCAGUGCCAACGCCCUCUACAUUCUCUAUUACACGGCCCAGGGGGAGCCAUUCCCCAACAACCUGGACAAGCUGUGUGGCCCCAACGUGACGGACUUCCCGCCCUUCCACGCCAACGGCACAGAGAAGGACCGGCUGGUGGAACUGUACCGCAUCAUCGCGUACCUUGGCGCCUCCCUGGGCAACAUCACGCGGGACCAGAAGGUCCUCAACCCCAGUGCCCUGGGCCUCCACAGCAAACUCAACGCCACGGCAGACAUCAUGCGGGGCCUGCUCAGCAACGUGCUCUGCCGCCUGUGCAGCAAGUACCACGUGGCCCACGUGGACGUGGCCUAUGGCCCGGACACAGCAGGCAAGGACGUCUUUCAGAAGAAGAAGCUCGGCUGUCAGCUCCUGGGGAAGUACAAACAGGUCAUCGCCGUGGUGGCCCAGGCCUUCUAGACAGGAGGUCUCGCAGCGUGCAGUGACCCAAGAGAUCACACGGGAGCUUCUGGAAUCCCAAGUGGGGGCUGCUGAGGUCUCCCCAGCCUGCCCACCCCUCCGGGGUGGGUGUGAUGACGUUGAACACAGUUGGUACUUCCAUAGGCAGGGCCUAUACGAUGCCAACUAGAAGGAGGCACCCCUUCUUCU